Molecule: messenger RNA, 474 nt
Organism: Knipowitschia caucasica
Lineage: Eukaryota; Metazoa; Chordata; Actinopteri; Gobiiformes; Gobiidae
Source: the annotation of a GenBank genome assembly
AUGGCGCUGUACAACUUUAAGAAAAUUAUGGUGGUCCCCACGGCCAAGGACUUCAUCGACAUCACUUUAUCUAAGACCCAGAGGAAAACUCCAACGGUGGUGCACAAACACUACCAGAUCCAUCGCAUCCGGCACUUCUACAUGAGGAAAGUCAAGUUCACCCAGCAGAACUACCAUGACCGUCUGAGCCAGAUCCUGACCGACUUCCCCCAGCUUGCUGACAUCCACCCGUUCUAUGCAGACCUCAUGAAUGUGCUCUACGACAAGGAUCAUUACAAACUGGCUCUGGGGCAGAUCAACAUUGCCAAGAACCUCAUCGACAAUGUGGCCAAAGACUAUGUGCGGCUCAUGAAGUAUGGGGACUCGCUGUACAGAUGCAAACAGCUGAAGAGGGCCGCGCUGGGCCGAAUGUGCACCAUCCUCAAGAGGCAGAAGUCCAGCCUGGAGUACUUGGAGCAGGGUACCAUUCUCUAA